Gloeophyllum trabeum ATCC 11539 is the source of this 1419-nucleotide messenger RNA. Its product is annotated as FAD dependent oxidoreductase. Bases 1 to 1419 code for a protein of 472 amino acids. Gene Ontology annotation, cellular component: cytoplasm. The record is from RefSeq and is a predicted model, not a curated record. Gene Ontology annotation, molecular function: oxidoreductase activity. The transcript has 3 exons. Lineage: Eukaryota; Fungi; Basidiomycota; Agaricomycetes; Gloeophyllales; Gloeophyllaceae.
AUGGGACUGGUACUAUCUGUGAUUCAAGAGCUGAAGCUACUGCUCGUGACUAUACAAGAUCUCAACAAUGACUUCCGAGCGGUCCAGUCGCGGAUCAGGACAUCUCCUGGACUGCCGGUGCCCUCUCCUACCAGGUCAUCUUGGCAGACGCCUGCCUCUCCUUUGUGUGGGUUCCAGUCCGAACUGCUGCCUCAGGAGGUGGAUAUCCUCAUCAUCGGCUCUGGAAUUACCGGCUGCGCCGUCGCCAGGGCCAUCCUCAGGAAUCCAAAGGGACGCGAUCUAUGCGUCACUGUUGUAGAUGCCAGAGAAAUAUGUUCGGGCGCAACAGGACGGAAUGGCGGACACAUCAAGGAGUCGCCGUAUAUCGACUUCGAGAAACUCAAGAGGAGAUACGGGGAACCCGCCGCUAGGAAAAUAACUGAUUUCCAGAUGUCACACCUGCAGCGGUUACUCGAUGUCGCUGAAGACAUCGCCGCAACUGAAGCGUCAGAGAUCAGGCGGGUGGAUACUGUUGAUGCCUAUUUUGGUCGGAACUGCUGGGAAGAUGCUGUUCGAAGAUUACAUGACUUCCUGGACGCCUACCCGACGGAGAAAACCCAUUACAAGAUAUGGAAUCAAGACGAAGCACGUCAAGAAUUUUCUCUCACCAAUGUAGACGGAGUAAUAACAGGGCCAGCCGGCGCUCUCUCACCGUACAAACUGGUCACAGCUAUCCUACAAUCCCUUGCUCGUCAAUACCCGAAAUUCACAAUUGAGUCAAAUACUGCAGUUCUAGAUAUACAGGCCCCUGCCAACUUCCAAUCAUCCUACACCGUAAGGACAUCCCGCGGGACACUCUCCGCCCAACAGAUUGUGCACGCCACCAAUGCCCACGUAUCGCACCUUCUCCCAGGGCUCAGGGAGAAGAUCCUGCCACUUCGCGGACAGAUGACGUCCCUCCUGCCAGUGCCUCGCGAGCCCAACCUUCCAGGAGGGGCAUCGCGCUCUUGGAGCUUCAUCUACGAGAGGGGGUUCGACUACCUUACCAUCCGCCCCUCUGGGCAUAUCAUGUACGGUGGAGGAUGGGCGCAGAGCGGCAACCAGGGUCUCGACGACGUCGGCGUUGCCGCUGAUGAUGACCAGGCGCUGUUCGCCAGUGCUCAUUUGCUCGGUAUUCUCCCCUCGAUAUUCGAUCCCAAGGUCCUGAAGGGCGUGGAGGUGGAGGGCAGGUGGACGGGCUCGCUGGGUAUGUCAGCGGACUGGCUGCCUUGGGUCGGUAAAGUGCCCCAGAGCGUGAGUAGAAGAAAAGGUGGAGGCGAAUGGGUCUCUGCUGGAUAUACGGGUGAAGGGAUGGUCAACGCUUGGGGUUGCGGCGAGGCCCUCGGUAAGAUGAUCAUGGUCUUGAAGACCAUUAUCGAGGAUAGCACCCUCAGCGAAUGA